Molecule: messenger RNA, 232 nt
Organism: Candidula unifasciata
Lineage: Eukaryota; Metazoa; Mollusca; Gastropoda; Stylommatophora; Geomitridae
Source: the annotation of a GenBank genome assembly
AUGACUGACCGUGUGUCGGCUCCAACAAUAGUGACUUCAUACAGUAUCACGAAAGACACACAAGUUCAUGUCUUGCUUAGUGAUGAAAUAACACAAAUUCUCUUUUGGGUUCUCUUUGUCAUUGUAUGUCAAGCCAUUACUGUGUUUGGUAUCUGUGGCAAUAUUAUCAACAUCAUAUGUUUUAUUAAGCAAGGUUUCAAAGACCCCGUUAAUGUCAGUUUGUUAGGUAUGU